AAGAAGAGAUAAUUUCCUGUGUAAUACCAACAAUUAUUAGUAUAUUAUUGAAUAUAUCAUAUAUGUUUGUCAAACAAAAGCGAUAUAUACAUGUAUAAUCGGAUCAGAUAGUGCAUAUCCAGUCCAAUAUUCCAUGAACUUAAGUAUUAGUAGACCACGGGAUGAAUUGUAUAAUUAAAACAAAUUUACUACACAUCAGCUAUUACUUAUAUUGGUAUAGAGAACACAUGUGAAGCUUUAUAACCUAUCUUUUUGAAUUGGCUUUCGUAAUUGUUCUGUAGUAUUCUAUUUAGUAACAUCUAAGUCUUUCCAAUUAUGGCUAAUCAAGUUUUGACUUUGAAGCAUGUCCAAAUGAUAUUAUAGUCCUCAUAGCUGAAAAAUAAUUAAUGAUCAGAUUUGAUACACACAAGCGAAAUUUCACAUAAUACAGGAUAACAAAUGAUUUAUUAACUAUCCGUAAUAGUGAGAUCAUCUCAGUCAAACUCGUAACACAAUGAGUCGAAUUGGAAGUUCAAUAUAUAAUCAAGAUAAUCAGUAAAACUAUGAAUAAAAAUGUAUGAAACACAAAACAUAAAAAUUACGUAUAUGGAUGUUACUUCCCAUAGUUUUUGACAAUCUUUGUCAUAUCAUGUUCGUAUAUUCCAAGGUUGCCAUCCUGUUUUAACGGUCCGCUAACAAAAGGAUUCUCAAAAUAUACUUUACUAUCAUUCUGGACAUGUACUUGGUCUUGUAUACAAAGUUUGACCAAAUUUACAUAUUGGGAAAAAUAUUAACAUCGUCUAUAAUUCUCAAGUUAUAUAGUAUGAAAAUUAAUUUCAUGAUGCAUCUAAUGAAAUUAAAUUUUAUCUAAUAUAAACAUAUGCAUUUUGUAAUGUAAAUGUUGAUUUUUUUUCCCUAUAAAGUUGAUCAAAAUUUCCAAAGUUUGACUUCACACAAAUUUUAUAUGGACACUAAAAGGAAACCGAAGGAGUACCAAUGAUGAGAAUAAAUGAUGUUUAAAAAACAAUCGAACCUAGCGGAGAACCUGUCCGGCCGCAGAUCACCAGAGUGUAUCUUCGUGAACACCCGCCGCAAGUUGGAGUGAUGUGUUCUUCACAUCAUUCAAAGCGGUCGCCAUGGACGAGAAGUCGAGACCCUUCCGGCGGCCGGUAUGGACCAGAGGUCGUUGUUGGACGAGGGCACCAGGAGUUACGUAUCUGAUAUUUUUCUUUUCUUUGUACGUAUCUGAUCCUGGAGCAAUGGAAACGUAAAGCGAAGGAGCCGGAUUGGGCAGCUGGGAUCGGAAACAGAGCGGAGUUGCGUGCUUUAAGAUUGGAGUUGGAAUGGACCCGGUCUCAGAAUUAUUUUUUCCCAUCUUCUCCGCCUCCGCCUUCGCCUCCUCCUCCUCCUCCACCUCCGCCGAUGGCAGCCGCCACUCCAAGCAAAAGCAACAAGGACGUCAUGGCCUUCGACUAUGCCAAAAUGCUCAUUCCGAUCUCGCCUUCUGCUAUCAGGGCUACGUUGGACUAUGACAUCAGUGCUAUCUGCAAGAUUUUGAUGGCUAAUGAUGGCCGUUCGGUCGCGGAACGAAUGGAUUACUUGUCGAAGAAUUUUGCUUCAUUCAAGAAGCCUGAAGCUCUGGUACCUGUGGACGACCUGGAGGAUGAGGACGAUGAGGAGUUGAUGGAUGAUGAAAAGACAUCUGCUAGUUAUGCUGAACUGCAAGUCCCUAGUGAAGGUGAACAAGAAUGCAAGAAGAUUAUCAGCAAGCUUUGAGUGCCAGGGAGAAGAAACUGAGGCCGGACAAAGGAACUCCCUUUAGUCGGUAGUGAUUUUUGUGUAAACACAUGCAUGCUCGUUAUUGCGAAGAAAUUAACUCUUGGAUCUAAUUUUGUAGUUCAAAAUGUGUUUUGCAUAUACUUGGAUUCAAGUAGUAAAAAAUGAAUAAAUUUGCCGCCUAAUUCAUUAGCUCGUUCAGUGAGACAAAUUAUAGUAUCAAUGACUAUUUUUUAUUUGAUCUCAGCAGCAUGGCAUGAAUUCAAGGUCAUGAUUAUGUAGCUAUAAACAUUACGGGCAAAAUGAGUUUCAGUCGAUAAAAUUGGAGUCGUGUUCCAAACAAUUGAAACACUGGCAAUCAGAUUAUAACCAUAUACUGGAUACAGAUUAUUACCUGCUGCUUGUUUCUUCUAAUUACUAGCGAAACAGGUAUUGCCAAUGUAUGAAGUAGGAUUGUAUAAGCAUUGGAAACAAAUCCUGUAAUUCUGUUACAUUUAACACGAUGAAACAUGUAGAUCAUAUUCUGCUUUAUUUUCUCAUGUCCUGAUUACAUAACUUGAGCUUGAACACUUGGGAGUUACUCCCUCCGUUCCGUAAUAUAAGAGUAUUUUUGAUAUUUACAGAGUGUGAUGACAGUCUUAGGGAAACAUAUAGAAUAACUAAUAAAAUAUCUUUGUUGCUUAGGCCAUUUAAGUUGAAUGGAUUUAUUUUGAACUUUCAUUUAUCAAAUUUCUCAAUGCUGCAAACCAUCUCCCAGCUAGGACGUGACAGAAUGGAUGGUUUUGUACAUUGAACAUGCCGACAUGACUGUAAACUUGGUGUGAGUUCAACAAAGGAAUGAUUAAGUCAUGUUCCAAAUUAUAGAAUUUCGAAUAUAUGCUUAAAUGAGUCCCUUUUCUUUUAAAUAUGGAUAAAUACACAUUAUCAUUAAAAGUCUAUGCACAACUCAUUACCCUUAGCGUAUGAUCUGUGCACACUGUUUUGUAUUAUUCUGUUUCGACAAUUUUACUUAAGUGUCCAUGCUUUUGUGUCUUCCCUGUUAUUGUCCAUGGCCACUCAUAGUUUUCACAUGUCUUCUUUUCAAUUAUCUUGGUUGAACCGGGUCAUCAAACUGAUUCUUGCGGAGUUGUUUGGUG
Messenger RNA from Triticum aestivum (bread wheat), 2891 nucleotides. RefSeq lists its product as uncharacterized. The record is from RefSeq and is a predicted model, not a curated record. The transcript has 3 exons. NCBI's taxonomy places the organism in Eukaryota, Viridiplantae, Streptophyta, Magnoliopsida, Poales, Poaceae. The coding region runs from base 1402 to 1755 and encodes 117 amino acids.